Molecule: messenger RNA, 1305 nt
Organism: Biomphalaria glabrata
Lineage: Eukaryota; Metazoa; Mollusca; Gastropoda; Planorbidae
Product: centrosomal protein 20-like
Exons: 5
Coding region: 284-778 (164 amino acids)
Biological process (GO): cilium assembly; microtubule anchoring
Cellular component (GO): motile cilium; ciliary basal body; centrosome
Source: RefSeq, a predicted model, not a curated record
CCUAUACCCGGUAGGCGGUACCGCAAGUCCAGUUUAAAUAGAAACUAGAAAGUUGCGGAAAGCAUUAGGCAGGGACUUAAGGAUUGCAAACUCGAUAUUUUUUAAACUGCUUUUACUUUUAGAUCUAUUUCAAACGUCAUCAUAUAUUUUUUAAAAUCACCUCAAGUAUGCUGUCAAUGGUUUAUAGCCGUCUAAAUCUUUUUUUUUCUUUCGUAGCUGAACCGAGAUCUAGUUAUUGUUUUAUAUAUUUCUAGCUCCAACAACAACUUUUAAAAGCGUCAAAAUGGCGUCAAGUCACGACUUGAAGGAAGUUCUAAAAGAUACUUUAGAAAGCAGGGGUGUGCUUGGAGAGAUUAAAGCCAGAAUCAGAGCAGAAGUCUUUACAGCUUUAAAUGACCAAUCAGAGAGAAAACCGUUGAUGAAUAGUGAAAAUGUGCUCAUAUAUGAAUUAAUUAGGGAAUUUUUGGACUUUAAUAAAUGUAAAUAUACAAAUUCUGUGUUAAUAUCAGAAGCGGGUCUUCCUCAUGUUCCUCUUGAUAGAGAAUUUCUAAGAAAUGAACUGAAUGUAGUUGAAGAUGCACCUUCUAAAUCAGUGCCAUUACUGUACAGUUUGGUAGCCAAUUAUAAAGAAAGUAAAAAUGGAAAUAGAUUCAGUGCAUCGAAACCUUCACAUGUUACUGAGGUUCUAGGAAACAGCCAUCAGUAUAAUGCCACACUUCAGUAUGGAUCAGAGAAUGAUGAACCUGUUGCUGUAAUAGUGAAAGGAGGCAAAUUAUAGCAUAAUUAUUGGACCAUUUAUUUAUUUUUGUACAAUUAUGUAAAUUCACUUAUAAAAUCAGAGCAGUCAAACUUUUAGAUCAUAUAGAAAGUAGGUGUGAUGGUUGGAAAAAUUGAAUGCAUUCUCCUGGAACUGAAGGUACACUUGGGUAUAACUGAAUGCACUCUCCUGAACUGAAGGUAUACUUGGGUAUAACUGAAUGCACUCUCCUGAACUGAAGAUAUACUUGGGUAUAACUGAAUGCACUCUCCUGAACUGAAAGUAUACUUGGGUAUAACUGAAUGCACUCUCCUGAACUGAAGGUAUACUUGGGUAUAACUGAAUGCACUCUCCUGAACUGAAGGUAUACUUGGGUAUAAAUGAAUGCAUUUUCCUGAAACUGAAGGUAUACUUGGGUAUAACUGAAUGCACUCUUCUGAAAUUGAAAGUAUACUUGGGUAUAACUGAAUGAAACAUACCAAAUUUCAUAAUAAAGAAGUCUGAAUUGUAAAUGAUAUUUAAAAUGUAAAUAAAUUUUAAAAAUUUCA